AGCAGAAAGUAGAGGAUAUUAUUACAGUGAUCCCCUAAUUGGGCUCUCUGUUUCCAGGCUUCCUAUACCCAAAAUCUGUGCUCCUCCCCAUGAUGAGGGUGUUUUAAAGGCUUCAUCCAUGUCUCCCCCUGCCUGAGGCUCUACACGGACUCCAUGUCAACACAAGCCAGAGCUCAAGCUCCUCAGCCCGACACAAAAGGAUCUUCAUGCUCUGCCCCCAGGUCUGUCCUUCCUUCCAGACUGUGAGAUGUCUGAAGGAAGGAUUGUGAGUUACUCCUCUUUGUGGCCCAGUGUCUAGUACAGCACCAGAUAAAAGGACCUUGGGGAAACAGCCAGACGGAGGCACCUGUGGGUCAAGCUGUGAGGGGGAGUGGAGCAGGAUGAAGGCUGCAGAGGAGGAGGUUCCUGAUGCGCACUUCAGUGUGGACAAGCAGAACAUCUCCCUCUGGCCCAGAGGCAAGCGCCGGCCGCUGCUCGGAACCUUCUCAGUGGGCUGUACCCAUAUACCAGCUGUUGGCUGGUCCUUCAACAAAUGUGUGCUUCUUCUUCUUCCAGCAGAUCCUCCUUCCAAGACUGAUAAGCCUCUGCCUCUGAGGAAAUCCUCCACUAUUUGUGCUACAUUAAUCGUCCUGGCACUGGUCCUGGCCACGUCCAUCCUACUCCAGGCCGUUCUCUAUCCCUGGCUUUUGGGCACAAUAUCCAAUGUAAAGACCAAUGCCCAGUUGCUGAAAGACCGUGUGGACAACAUCAGCACCCUAGGGUCUGAAAUUAAGAGGAGUAGAGGUGGCGUGGAGGCGGCCAGCACCCAGCUCCAGGCAGUGAAUGUCAGCCUGGAGCACGUGCAUUCUCAGAUCCUGACGGUGGAAACGGGGCUGGAGAAAGCCAAUGCACAGAUCCAGACGCUAACAAGAAGUUGGGAGAAAGUCAAUGAUUUAUAUGCCCAAAUCCCAGAGUUAAAAAGAGAUUUGGAUAAAGCCAGUGUCUUAAAUACAAAGGUCCGGGGACUUCAGAGCAGUUUGGAAAAUUUCAGCAAGACGCUCAAUCGACAAAAUGACAUUCUACAGAUGGUUUCUCAAGGCUGGAGGUACUUUGAUGGGAAGUUCUAUUACUUUUCUCACAUCGCAAAGACCUGGUACAGUGCCCAGCAGUUCUGUGUGUCCAAAGAGUCACACCUGACCUCAGUGACCUCAGAGAGUGAACAGGAGUUUCUGUACAAGACAGUGAGUGGAAUUCCCCACUGGAUCGGACUAACCAAAGCAGGGAGUGAAGGGGACUGGUACUGGGUAGAUGACACUCCAUUUGACAAGGUCCAGAGUACAAGAUUCUGGAUUCCAGGUGAACCCAACAAUGUUGGGAGCAAUGAGCACUGUGCCAGUAUAAAGAUGAUCUCACUUCGGUCCUGGAAUGAUGAAUCCUGUGACAACAAGUUCUUUUUCAUCUGUAAGCGGCCCUAUAUCCCUUCAGAACUGUGAGAGCACUGGCCCCCAAGCUCACCCUCUGAGCUCCAGUGCUCCAAGGAAAUGUCCCUUUCCCCUUCAUACUCCAGGGUGACUUUGCACCUCAAUUUUUCUUGCUUCAGAAUUGUCUUAAAGGCUUUUGGAGUCCAUUUGCCUUGGCUGGAAAUUCUCUGACUCCACAGAGACAGCUGGAAUGGAAAGAACUUGGGUUAAAAUGGGAGGGAACGGUGGAGAGGCUUUAGGAGUUCAAACUGGCUUGCAAGGUGGGUCAGUACCAUAAUCUGGGCAACCUCCUGGGAUUUUCCAUUCCUUCAGAGGAGCCUCAGUUUCAUCACAUGAGAGUUGCUUCAGACAACCAAGAAAUUCUGAUACUGCUACUCAGGGUCUUUCCUGGUUGAGCCCCCAGAAUUCCCAGUUGCCUGCUUAGAAGCCCUGGCAGCUGGCCAGUUUUCAACGGGAAAAGCUUUGUUGUUGGGGACUCUGUCCAAACCAUGUCCCCAUCACCCUCUUCAUCUGUGUCCUUGAUGCCUGGAGCCCUUCUUCCCUGAUGGACUAAAAUGGUUCAGCUCAGGGGCUGAUGUGGCAUUCAGCCCCCUCUCCCUCCCACUCAUUCUGUCCUCCGCCCAAACCUCCCAACCCUCCCUUUGCCAGUCUGGGAAGCCCUUGCUCUUCCUCUUUCUUCUGCGUUUCCUCUCUUUCUAUGCCCUGUGCAGGGGAAGUGUCCUUCAGUACCCUAAGGACUUCACAUCAAAGCUUUUAUAGAAUAAAAUGUUGCCUGUGAAAAGACCCA
Choloepus didactylus (southern two-toed sloth) is the source of this 2247-nucleotide messenger RNA. It is a transcript of the gene CD207, whose product is annotated as CD207 molecule. Lineage: Eukaryota; Metazoa; Chordata; Mammalia; Pilosa; Megalonychidae. Gene Ontology annotation, cellular component: external side of plasma membrane. Bases 381 to 1472 code for a protein of 363 amino acids. Gene Ontology annotation, biological process: biological process involved in interspecies interaction between organisms. Gene Ontology annotation, molecular function: carbohydrate binding. The transcript has 7 exons. The record is from RefSeq and is a predicted model, not a curated record.